AUGUCCUCUUCCAACAGCUCAGUUGCGCCCAGUACUAGCACACCACCCGUAUCAUCUCCCACACUGGCUGCUGGCACCACCAUCACGCAGGACAUCAACACCAUUCAUCAGCGCAGGCUGGUAACAAUUACGGAGGGAAUCACUUUAAGCCCUGAGAAUAUCACAUCCUGGAUUGCAGACCUGGGAGCCAAUGGUCGGUGGCCUAGUUCUGAAGUGGAUUACACUACCGGAUGUGAUGCAGAAAGGUCCAACUGGCCUGCUCAAUUGCACUGGCAACGCAUCAGUACCAUGGCUGCUGCUUGGCAUGGCGGUCUCAGCGGGGGGCAGCAAUACGUCAAUGAUUCCAAGACCUUGGCCGCCAUAUCACUUGCCAUGGACUAUUGGUUCGCUAAUGAUUUUACCAACCCUGCAUGUCUAGAUUAUGGAGGCACUCCAACCUGCCCUUGUGGCACGCCGGGAUUUUGGAACACCAAUUGGUUCUCCAAUGUUAUCUUAAUCCCUGAAUUUGUGUCACAAUCCUGCCUCCUGCUGAACAACACAUUAACACCUACUCAGCUUGGCAAUUGUACUCACAUCACCCUCCGUGCAUAUGGCACGUUCGACCACUAUGUCAAUGGUAUAGGUUAUAUCACUGGUGCGAAUGCAUUAGACAUUGCGAAAAUUGGCAUCGAUGAAGGUCUUCUGGUUGUCAAUAUCUCCAUGAUCGUAGAUGCCUUCACGAGGAUCCAUGAGACUGUGGUUAUCGAACAGCCUGUUGGAUCUGAUGGGAUUCGUCCCGACGGAUCUUUUGGUCAACACCUUGGGAUCAUCUAUAACGGCAAUUAUGGGAAAGACUUCUCAAAUGACGUUCUUGAUUUGGAAAUUGAGGCUGCAGAAACGCAAUUUGCCGCUAACGCAACUUCCAGAACUGCACUUGAAACUCUAUUCGACGGAAAUCGGUGGAUGAUUUUCCGUAACGUUCAGACCAAUGUAUCGCAUUGGGAUUUUAGCGUCUUAGGUCGUUUCAUCAGUUUCCCUGUGAUUGACGAGCAGGCUACCGGUAGCAUCAAUAUGAACAUUUCAGAAGUUCAGCAACUCGGAGAGGAAUGGAACUCUACUGUUCUCCUUGAGUUUUCUUUGACCGUAUCUGCCAACGCAACCGAUGCAAAUGUGGGUGAGCUCCACGGGAAUCGUAUGUUUUUCGCAAAUGACUACAUGGUAACUCGCGGUCCAGGUUAUGUGACCACAGUGAGAAUGUACUCCAAUAGGACAGUCAACACAGAGUGUCUCAACUCUCAAAAUCCUUUGGGCUUCCACCUCUCUGAUGGCACUGUUUACACUUACCUUCAAGGCAAUGAAUAUGAAGACAUCGCUGCCGCCUGGGACUGGAACCUCAUCCCUGGAAUUACCGUCGACUAUAACGCUACAAUACUUGAUUGUAACCAUACUUCAUAUACUGGUCAAGAAGCCUUUGUCGGUGGCGUCUCGGAUGGUCAAAUUGGUGCCGCAGCAAUGCGCUACACCAACCCUGAGAGUGGUUCGAUAUCCUGGCAAAAGACAUGGUUUUUCCUGGAGACCGAUGUUCAACAUGUCAUGAUUGCCAACAUUUCGUCUGCCACUGCAGCCCCCGUGUUUUCGGUUCUUGACCAACGACGCUUCGGAGGUGGUGUUUGGGUCAAUGGAGCAGAGACUUUUGGUGGCAACUACACAAAUCCACAUACCAUGUGGCAUGGCCAAGUUGGUUAUGAGUUUCCAGCUGCCAAUGGGACAUAUGGACUCUCCGUUGAAUGGGGUAACCGCACUGGUGCUUGGUCAAACAUUGGAAGCUCCACGCAGCCUCCCGAGACGGUCGAACUCUUCGCCGCAUGGCUCUAUCAUAACAAUCUAUCCGCCCCCGUCUCCUAUACAUCUUAUCCUGCGGUUGACUACGGUACCUUCAUGCUCAAGCGGGCGGCCACCCGGUUGCAAGAAAUUGAGAAUAGCGCAAGUAUUAGCGCGUUGCUCGAUAAAGUCUAUCGAACGGUAACAGCAGUACUUUGGAGCCCCUCUGGUGGUUCCUUCACCUUCCAGCUGGAUGGCUGCGCACCAAUCACCGUCACAGCCAGUGCAAAUGCCGCCAUUCUCUAUCGGGUAGAAUCUGGCACUGUGACAGUCUCGGAUCCAUCACAGACACUCUCUGAACUCACUAUAGAAAUGACCGCUGGAGAUGGAGUUAAACCGAAAGGGUGGAGUCUUCAGAACACCCUUAUUAUACAUUUCACACUACCUAGCAGCGGUUCGGCAGGAAGUAGCGUGACCCGCGUAUUAGGGAAGUAG
This is a messenger RNA of Suillus plorans, 2295 nucleotides long. RefSeq names its product polysaccharide lyase family 8 protein. Gene Ontology annotation, cellular component: extracellular region. The record is from RefSeq and is a predicted model, not a curated record. Gene Ontology annotation, molecular function: carbohydrate binding; lyase activity. Lineage: Eukaryota; Fungi; Basidiomycota; Agaricomycetes; Boletales; Suillaceae. The transcript has 11 exons. Gene Ontology annotation, biological process: carbohydrate metabolic process. Bases 1 to 2295 code for a protein of 764 amino acids.